Molecule: messenger RNA, 201 nt
Organism: Caenorhabditis briggsae
Lineage: Eukaryota; Metazoa; Nematoda; Chromadorea; Rhabditida; Rhabditidae
Exons: 3
Coding region: 1-201 (66 amino acids)
Biological process (GO): innate immune response
Source: RefSeq, a predicted model, not a curated record
AUGUUCGUGUGGGUUGGACCUGAUCAAAGUUCUGGGUAUCCUCGAUUUGGAACUGGAAUUCUUGCUCAACCUCAGCUCAACGGGUCCACCGAUUACAAAUGGACCAUCGACUACCACUACUCGAACAACGAACAGCAACAAAUUGAGACAAGACUCUACAGUAAUUAUUAUCACGACUUCCUCCCGCUUCCUCCAAUGUGA